GCUCGGCUGGAACGUUUUUGUCCCUCCCAGGCGACGUCCGAUGGGUGUGUCGGGCAGGAGGUGAUAUUUGACGGGCAGCGGGAGGGAGCUGCGGAGCCGGGCACCAGGCAGGGUGCGAGCAUGGCCUCCCGGGACCCACCGCCCCCCACCACCCACGCGCCGCCCGACGUGCCCACGGGGCUCACGCUGUUUCUCACCAUCCCCUACGCCUUCUUCCUGCCGGAGCUGGUGUUUGGGUUCUGGGUCUGGAUCCUGGUGGCUUCCACCCAAGUGGCAAACCCGUUGCUGCAAGGAUGGGUGAUGUACGUCUCGCUGACCUCGUUCUUCUUCUCUCUGAUGUUCCUGCUGUCUUACUUGUUUGGAUUUUAUAAGAGAUACGAGUUCUGGAAAGUUCUGGACAGCCUGUACCACGGAACAACCGGCAUCCUGUACACCAGUGCGGCUGUCUUGCAGGCGCAUGCCACCAUCGUUUCUGAGACCGACGACCUGAAGAACUACUUCAUAAACACCGCAGCCUCGUUCUUUGCCUUCAUCACCACUCUGCUCUAUGUCCUCCACGCCUUCAGCAUCUAUUACCACUAGGAGCCGGGCCUGCCCCUGCGAGAUGCUUGGAAAGCCUGUUCACUGGAUGAGAAACACAUCAACAAAAUGUUGGUGAGACUAACAGACCGUCUUUUCAGACUGAGCGACGGAAUCAUACUCUGCAUGUCCAUUUGGGCAUUUUCAAUCAUCAGGACGAACACAGAAAAGCUGUUCUUGUCUUUUGCCUGGGAAAGUAACUGACUCUUGGACUGACCGCCAACCUCGCUCUUCCACAUACUAAUCUCUAACGCCCUCACUGGGCCACUCCACCACGCCUGGCUGGGGACUCUGCGAGGACGGUCCCCAGAGCAGGAUCACGGGAAUGCUCAGUCUUACUUUCUUAAAACCAAAACGGUGCUGUCACUACUGCCACGUCUUUGCCUAGACGCACAGACCUUCCCCUGCCCCGUAUUACUGCUCUGCUUUGCAGUGGGGACCGGCCACCUGGCCACCCCGUCCCCCAUCCCCUUCCCUUUCCGCCCCAGCUUUGGGAUUCAAGGAAAAUCUGUGUAAAAUCAAUUUGGGGGGUAGAUUUGUGGGAAUAUAAGUGAGUGACUCUAUAAAAUUGUUAUAUCAUAAGACCCGGGGAGGGGCUCUCUCAGAAAGCGUGCAGCAUGAGGCCUCCAGCACCCCAACUGCAACCCAGAAGGACUAGAAGCCACCUUGUCCCUCAGAAAAGGUCUUAAGAAAGGAGGCAGAAUGUCAUGUGCAAUGACACCCUGUCACAUUACGGGGGACCUCUCAGGAGGCUGGGAAAGGACUCUGUCCGGGCGACAUGCUCUCAGGUGGGCGCCCACUCCCCUCACGUCCCCCAUGCUGCGACCUGGGUGGAGCCUCCUGUAAUGAGGGUUACCAUGGGCUGGUCCUCGCACUGGCAUUUGACUUUUGGACCGUUCUCAACGAAAAGGCUGGCAUCGCACACACAGGAACCUAAACAUCAGGUGCUUGGUUUCAAAGUAAAUGUUUUGAGAGGAAGCUGUGCGUGUGGCGUCUGUGACCUGGGCAGGGGUCCAGCCCUGUCCUCAGCUUCGUGCUGGGUCCCCUGUCCUUGUGGGCUGGGCACAGCCCGUAACUGUACACACUUCUGUCCCUGCAAUAAGUUAGGACGCGGAGGGACUUGUCUCAGCUGAUUGGAGAGCUCACAGUUUCUAUCAGCUUCUUUCUGCUCCUGGGGGGCGGGGAGGGAAAGGGGUACAAGGAGUCACCGAAGACAAAACUGGCUUCACUGUCAUUGACUGCUCUCUCGAAAAGCCACCAUCUAUCUCUCCUUCGUGCCUGGCAGCUGUCUGGGAUGAGCACUGUCCAUAUUUACUGAGUCGCCAC
Rhinolophus ferrumequinum (greater horseshoe bat) is the source of this 1905-nucleotide messenger RNA. RefSeq names its product mal, T cell differentiation protein like (gene MALL). Gene Ontology annotation, biological process: myelination. The record is from RefSeq and is a predicted model, not a curated record. Gene Ontology annotation, cellular component: membrane. Gene Ontology annotation, molecular function: structural constituent of myelin sheath. Bases 121 to 582 code for a protein of 153 amino acids. NCBI's taxonomy places the organism in Eukaryota, Metazoa, Chordata, Mammalia, Chiroptera, Rhinolophidae. The transcript has 4 exons.